Impatiens glandulifera is the source of this 526-nucleotide messenger RNA. RefSeq names its product 60S ribosomal protein L38-like. Bases 99 to 308 code for a protein of 69 amino acids. Lineage: Eukaryota; Viridiplantae; Streptophyta; Magnoliopsida; Ericales; Balsaminaceae. The transcript is spliced from 3 exons. Gene Ontology annotation, cellular component: cytosolic large ribosomal subunit; ribosome. Gene Ontology annotation, molecular function: structural constituent of ribosome. The record is from RefSeq and is a predicted model, not a curated record. Gene Ontology annotation, biological process: protein-RNA complex assembly; translation.
AAGAAAACUAGGGUUUACUAUAUGAGCUCUCUUUCUCUCCCAUCUAUCUUCGAGCUAGCUUUGAGCAGAAACCGGCCGCACCUUGAGAUAACGAGAAAAUGCCAAAGCAAAUUCAUGAAAUCAAGGAUUUCCUUCUGACUGCUAGAAGGAAGGAUGCCAGAUCUGUGAAGAUCAAGAGAAGCAAGAAUGUUGUCAAGUUCAAAGUUCGUUGUUCCAGGUACUUGUACACCCUUUCGGUUCUUGACUCCGAUAAGGCCGACAAGUUGAAGCAAUCCCUUCCUCCAGGUUUGAACGUACAAGAUCUUUGAAGCAACCAGUCCCCCCACCCUGGUCUGUCUUAUUGAGUACGAUUAUGUCAUUUUUUCAGUGUUUUUUUGGUUUGAAACUAUUCUAGUUAAGUGAGUUCUUGGGAUAUUUUACAGUGAUUGCUUUAUUAUGGGUAUUUUGUUUAAUGUUGACCUGUAAACGUUGAGGUUGAUGAUCUGUGUUUGAUCUUAUCUUACAUUAAGUAGUUAUUGUUAUUGGC